UGCACAGGAAAUGUGUCCAAACUGAGCAACAUCACUUCCGGUACGUGUUUCUUCCUCCGCCGGUUUGUAAAGAAGAGGGCAGAUUCUUGCUUCCUGAGAGUGUAAGGGAUCAAACAGGAAGUGGAGUGAGACAGGAUGGAUCUCAGGCUGUUGCUGUUGUGUGUUGUGCUUUGUGUGGCUCAUGUCUCCACUAAACCCAUGGAGAAGAAGGACCGAGUCCAUCAUGAUGCUCCUCUCAGUGACAAGGAGCACGACGACGAGGAGAGUUUCGACUACGACCACGAAGCCUUCCUUGGCCAAGAGGAAGCGAAGACCUUCGACCAGCUCACGCCAGAAGAGAGUAAAGAGAGACUGGGUAAAAUUGUGGAAAAGAUCGAUGAGGAUCACGACGGCUUCGUGACCGUGGACGAGAUGAAGAACUGGAUUAAACACGCUCAGAAGCGCUGGAUUUAUGAAGACGUGGACCGACAAUGGCAGGCUCAUGACCUCGAUUCAGAUGGACACGUGUCCUGGGAGGAAUACAAGAACGCUACGUAUGGCUACGUCCUCGAUGAGUCGGACCCUGAGGACGGGUUUAACUACAAGCAGAUGAUGAGCAGAGACGAGCGUCGGUUUAAAAUGGCGGAUAAAGACGGAGACCAGCGAGCGAAUCGUGAGGAGUUCACAGCGUUCCUGCACCCUGAGGAGUACGGAUACAUGCAGGACAUCGUGGUUCUGGAGACCAUGGAGGACAUCGACAAGAACGGGGACGGAUUUAUUGACCUGGAGGAGUACAUCGGUGAUAUGUACAGUCAGGACGGAGACUCUACUGAACCAGAGUGGGUGAAGACGGAGCGAGAGCAGUUCACUGAGUUCAGAGAUAAAAAUAAAGAUGGACGGAUGGAUAAAGAGGAGACGAAAGACUGGAUUCUGCCGUCUGACUACGAUCACGCUGAGGCUGAGGCCAAACACCUGCUGUACGAAUCAGACACAGAUAAGGACGGACGUCUGACGAAGUUGGAGAUUGUGGAGAAGUACGACCUGUUCGUCGGGAGUCAAGCGACGGAUUUCGGAGAGGCUUUAGUACGACACGAUGAAUUUUAAUCCCAAAACGUCUGCACAUGAAGGAAAAACAAAAUGGACUGUAAUUUAUUUCCUGAUUCGUCACAAACGAUCUCAAUCGUGCAAACUUCCAUAACUGAGAGUUAUGUACAGUUACAAUUUUCUAGGUUUUUAUUUUAUUUUUUUUUUUGAAAAGGAAAUAAUCCGUGAUGAAUUAAGUUCAUUUUUAUGUUUGGAAGUUUUAAGUUUAUUCCUUAAGUAGAUGCAUAGCUACAUAAUUGUGUGUAUGUGUGUUAAUGCACUGAACACUUAAAGUAUUCUCAGAUCGUUUUGUGUAAAGUUUUUUUUGGAGUGUUCAGGUCUCUCCAGCGCCGUAAGGAAGCAUUUUGCUGGAUUACGGCGCUCCGUCUGUGCGGCAGGAGAUGAUGAAACCUCAGCAGAACAUCAGGUCCUGAACAUCAGGUCCUGAACAUCAGGUCCUGAACAUCAGGUCCUGAACAUCAGGUUCUUGGUCACUACACGUAGCGGUGCUGAUUAAGAGCAUUGCUCACGAUUGAAGCAUUAACCACUACGUGCAUUUUAUUAACAAUAUUUUAAGGUUCAGCAAUUUGUGUUCCGUCCUGCAUAAGUGUGUUAUAAUGAGGCACGGCAGCUUUAUUUUACUCCUCUUCACUACAUGCUGUUCCUCUGUAUCCUGAGUUAAACGAUGAACACGGUCAGAUCAACAUUUUGUUUUUUUGUGUCUUUUUUUAUUUCAUUCCUUUUUCAGUCAGAUGUUCAGUAUUCACCGAGCUUCCGUUUCCAAACCAGGUUUUGGAUUUUUUUGGGCGAUCUGUCUGUAUGACUGAUGACUGAAAUGAAAUGUCCAGGUGUGUGAUGCUUCUGUACAAAACGUCCAUUUGGGUUUAAACUAAUGCUGUAUGCAGUGAGUUGUGAUGGUGUGAAUACAGAACGUCCUUCACCUGAGGAGAAGCUUUCACAAUAAAAUAUAUAAAAACUAAUCUGA
This is a messenger RNA of Tachysurus vachellii, 2047 nucleotides long. It is a transcript of the gene calub, whose product is annotated as calumenin b. The transcript has 7 exons. The coding region runs from base 136 to 1083 and encodes 315 amino acids. Lineage: Eukaryota; Metazoa; Chordata; Actinopteri; Siluriformes; Bagridae. Gene Ontology annotation, cellular component: endoplasmic reticulum. Gene Ontology annotation, molecular function: calcium ion binding. The record is from RefSeq and is a predicted model, not a curated record.